GUGACCAUGGCAUCCCGUGUGAUCGACGUGCCCACCUUCACCGAGUCAGACGACUCGGUUCUCUUAUCAGUACAAACGGAUGCUUAUUGGGAGAUAUAUGUGGAGUCGACUUGUGACACGCAGAGUUUGUCUUGCGCACAGGACAGGUGGAGUGCAGGAGUGACUGGACGUACCAGUCGCCUGUCGCCGCGAUGUGGGGCGGGCUGGCGAACGCGGCGACCGUCGCGCAGCUGACCGGCGUCGACGCCCUCGGGCUCAUCUCCAAGAUCCGGCAGGCGGCGCGGACGGCUCGCCAGAACAGAAGGGACUGCGAGCACCUGGCUCGCCGCGUCGACAUGCUCGCCGAGCUGCUCCCGAGCCUGAGGGACCCGGAGGCCGCGCGGCCGCUGGCCGGGCUGGGCGACACGCUCUCGGAGGCGCACGACCUCCUCGUGUCGUGCCAGGCGGGGGGCCGGGUGUACCAGUUCGUGACGGCCAGCCGGAAGGCCGAGAGGUUCAGGGACGUCGAGAGGAAGAUUGACUCCUACCUCCUGCUCUUCCCUGUCAUCAGCCAUAUCGGCAUAACCCGCCGCCUCGAUGGGAUCAGUAGCAGUGCUCCGCCGCUUGGGAGCAACACGAGCCGCAUGCCGGAGCCGGCAGCUGACGAGGAGUUCACGAUGGCAGAGAUCACGGUGGCCACGAACAACUUCGCCGUCGUGCUCGGCGACGGCGACUCCGGAACGGUGUACAAGGGCAAGCUCCACGACGGGCGUGACGUGGCCGUCAAGCGCCUCAGGCCCGGGCGGCGAGGCGCCGACGACGCCUUCGGCACGGAGCUCGCAAUCCUCUCGCCGCUCCGCCACGACCACAUAGUCCGCCUCCUAGGCCGGUGCGCCGAGGACGGGGAGCGCGUCGUGGUCACCCAGUACAUGAGCAACGGCUCGCUCCACGACCAUCUGCACGGGCGCAGGCCGCCGUCGCCGGUGACGGCGUCCUGGAAGACGCGCGUCCAGGUGCUGCUGGGCGCGGCGCGAGCCGUCGAGCACCUGCACCGCCACGCCGUGCCGCUCGUCAUCCACGGCAGCGUCACCUCGUCCCACAUCCUCCUAGGCGACACCUGGUCGCCCCGCCUGUCCGGCUUCGGCGCGUCGCUGUGGCGGGCCGCCGGCGUGGAGUCGCAACCCGUCGCGGUCGUCGCCGACGCGUACGGGUACGGCGACCCGGAGCUCUGCAGCACGGGCCGGAUAAAGCCGGCGAGCGACGUGUACAGCCUCGCCGUGGUGAUGCUCGAGGUGCUGACGGGGAAUCCCCCGGUGGUCACCGUUUGGGAGGAGGGAAGCAGGACCAUGGUGCCCAUGACCUUGGUGUCGUUCGCGCUGCCAAGCAUCCAGGCCGGGAGGCUGGUGGAUGUGCUCGACCGGCGCCCGGCGCCGGAGCCGAUGACCACGUGGCAGCUCGAGCCGCUGCAGCUGGUGGCGAACACGGCGGCGCGAUGUCUGUGGCUGCACGGGGAUAACCGCCCAACCAUAUCAGACGUCGUCGCCAACCUUGAGCAGGCGCUCGAGCUCAUAUGCAGACGUGUACACUUUUAAUUCUGCAGUAAAAUUGUCAUAUAGCCGUGGAUUGUGGUUUUAUAUGAGUACCUGUGUUUAUACACUAUUUCGCAACAAAAA
Messenger RNA from Setaria italica (foxtail millet), 1652 nucleotides. RefSeq names its product putative serine/threonine-protein kinase-like protein CCR3. Lineage: Eukaryota; Viridiplantae; Streptophyta; Magnoliopsida; Poales; Poaceae. Gene Ontology annotation, biological process: protein phosphorylation; cell surface receptor signaling pathway. The record is from RefSeq and is a predicted model, not a curated record. The transcript has 2 exons. The coding region runs from base 192 to 1571 and encodes 459 amino acids. Gene Ontology annotation, molecular function: ATP binding; protein serine/threonine kinase activity.